UACAAAAUCCAAAUGAAAUUAUCCUACACAUCACUACUUUGUUUCCUUAAUCUCAAUUCUUCAAAGCAAUUAGAAAAAUAAUUAGACAAAAGACUAUGGAGAAGUUAGCUUACGUCGUUGCUUUCUUGCUUCUUGCAUCUCUCUUUCAACCUUUCAUGUCUCAGUCCGAUGAUGGUUGCCCAGGAGUGAAAAAGGAGACAUGGCCAGAACUUCUAGGGGUACCAGCUAAGUUAGCAAGGGAAACAAUUGAGAAGGAAGAAGCAACACUAACUAAUGUUCAAACUGUACUGAAUGGGAGAUUUGUGACACAAGAUUUUAGAUGUGAUCGAGUUCGUCUCUGGGUUAAUGUGUUGGAUUUUGUUGUACAAACUCCUCGGGUUGGUUAAGGAAAAUUAUUUAAGUAUUUAAAUAAAUUGGAGCCGCUCGUAUAGUAAAUUUCUCCAUGUAUUAAUUCCACUAUAUGUUACUAUCAUCCUGUCCAUUCCGUGUAUGAUGUAAAUUGCUGCAUCUUUUUAUUUUAUUUUAGUAGCUCUGUUUUAUUUGGAGUGAA
Nicotiana attenuata is the source of this 550-nucleotide messenger RNA. Its product is annotated as trypsin inhibitor 1-like. Gene Ontology annotation, molecular function: serine-type endopeptidase inhibitor activity. The transcript is spliced from 3 exons. Gene Ontology annotation, biological process: response to wounding. NCBI's taxonomy places the organism in Eukaryota, Viridiplantae, Streptophyta, Magnoliopsida, Solanales, Solanaceae. The record is from RefSeq and is a predicted model, not a curated record. The coding region runs from base 96 to 386 and encodes 96 amino acids.